UUUUCCUGAGGAAAAAAUCGAAACAAUUAUCUAAUUGGAGAUAAAGUAAAUGCAAGUUUGUUGUUGUUAACAAUUGUGUUUAAAUAGUCUUUGUGAUCGGAUACCAGUUGUUACCAGGAAAAAUGUCUUCCAAAGACAAAAGUAAGGCAAAAUUCCGGAGCUCGGACAAAGACUCCACUAAACCCCCAGGGUACGAUCAGGCCAUCUCACAGGCGCAUUACCCACAGCGAUUUGAAGGGGGGUAUAUUGGACCGUACCCCGGCCGUCAGGAGUCUUACCCCGGACCACACGCUUCCUACCCCGGCCCACAACCAACAUACCCCGGCCCACAACCAACUUACCCCGGCCCACAUGGAUCAUACCCCGGACCACAGGGGUCAUACCCUGAGCCACAAGAAUCCUUCCCCAGAGUGCCCAGUCAAUAUCAGGCACGUCAAAAUGGGCAGCCCGGACACGACUCAUCGUUUCAUGAAUUACAUAACUCCAACAUGACCACUCAAACCACUGAAAGAUUUCACGAAAGGGUCAUCAUAUCACAACCUGUUGCUCCGAAGCCGGAACCGGCAAUCAAGCCGGAGUCUGUGCCAAAACGAAAGCCGGUUACGGAAUGGAGUUCUGAUAUUUGUGAUUGUUGCGAUAACAAAACCAUGUGCUGCCGAGCCAUGUUUUGGUAUCCAUGUUUUGAAUGUGAGGUAGCCGCUAGCAUGGAUGAACCAAGAUGUCUGCCCUGUAAUGUACCAGGCUACCAGGUAGCUCUACGGACCAAACUUCGAACAAAAGAAAACAUAAAGGGUAACAUCCGCCAAGACUGUUGUAUCGCCUGCUGCUGUCCCUUCUGCUCACUGCUGCAACUGGCCAGGGAAAUCAAGUUCAGGAAACAUCUGGCCGAACAGCUCGAGAAACAACAAAAUUGAUCAUCUGCUUUUUCAAAAAAAUCGAUAUUAGGAUGUAAAAAUGAUAAUAAAUAAAUAAAAAAGUAUCAAAAUAGGAAAAGUAAAAGUAAAUUAAAAAUUAUUAUUUAAUAGAUGAACUCAUCAUUCAAGAUAUGGUUUGUGUAUAUUAUAAUGUUCACUUUCUUUGUAAUAUAAAUAAUCUCCAACGCAGAAGACCAGUAAAGAUUUCAAGGGAUACAACCCAUUAAAUGUUAAUACUCAUGAAGCUUUAAGUCAUUACCUCCCAUACAAUUACUUGAUUAUGUAAUCUCGUAAUAAACGUACUACUAAAUGC
Molecule: messenger RNA, 1227 nt
Organism: Physella acuta
Lineage: Eukaryota; Metazoa; Mollusca; Gastropoda; Physidae
Source: RefSeq, a predicted model, not a curated record